AUGGGGACGGCGCUUCUCCAGCGCGGGGGCUGCUUUCUCCUGUGCCUCUCGCUGCUGCUCCUGGGCUGCUGGGCAGAGCUGGGCAGCGGGCUGGAGUUCCCGGGCGCUGAGGGCCAGUGGACGCGCUUCCCCAAGUGGAACGCCUGCUGCGAGAGCGAGAUGAGCUUCCAGCUCAAGACGCGCAGCGCCCGCGGCCUAGUGCUCUACUUUGACGACGAGGGCUUCUGUGACUUCCUGGAGCUCAUUCUGACGCGCGGUGGCCGCCUGCAGCUCAGUUUCUCCAUCUUCUGCGCGGAGCCUGCCACGCUCCUGGCUGACACGCCGGUCAACGACGGCGCAUGGCACAACGUGCGUAUCCGCCGGCAGUUCCGCAACACCACGCUUUUCAUCGACCAGGUGGAGGCCAAGUGGGUGGAGGUCAAGUCGAAGCGCAGGGACAUGACGGUGUUCAGCGGCCUCUUUGUGGGGGGGCUGCCCCCGGAACUGCGAGCUGCGGCGCUCAAGCUGACGCUGGCCUCUGUGAGGGAGCGCGAGCCCUUUAAAGGGUGGAUUCGCGACGUGAGGGUCAACUCCUCCCAGGCCCUGCCGGUGGACAGCGGCGAGGUGAAGCUGGACGACGAGCUGCCCAAUAGCGGUGGGGGGAGCCCGUGCGAGGCGGGUGAGGAGGGCGAGGGCGGGGUGUGCCUCAACGGAGGCGUGUGCUCCGUGGUGGACGACCAGGCAGUGUGCGACUGCUCGCGAACCGGCUUCCGCGGCAAGGACUGCAGCCAAGAAGACAACAAUGUGGAAGGUCUGGCGCACCUGAUGAUGGGCGACCAAGGUAAAAGUAAAGGAAAAGAAGAAUAUAUUGCCACUUUCAAGGGAUCUGAAUACUUCUGCUACGACUUGUCUCAAAACCCCAUUCAAAGCAGCAGCGAUGAAAUAACUCUGUCCUUUAAAACUCUUCAGAGGAAUGGACUGAUGCUUCAUACCGGGAAAUCAGCUGAUUAUGUCAAUCUUGCCCUGAAAAAUGGAGCUGUCUCUCUGGUCAUUAAUUUGGGAUCAGGAGCCUUUGAAGCACUAGUGGAGCCCGUGAAUGGAAAGUUUAAUGAUAAUGCCUGGCAUGAUGUGAAAGUCACCAGGAAUCUGCGUCAGCACUCAGGCAUUGGACACGCUAUGGUAAACAAACUACAUUGUUCGGUGACAAUAUCAGUGGAUGGGAUUCUUACCACAACGGGCUACACGCAAGAAGAUUAUACCAUGCUGGGGUCUGAUGACUUUUUCUAUGUUGGAGGCAGUCCCAGCACAGCAGACCUUCCAGGGUCACCAGUCAGUAACAACUUUAUGGGCUGUCUCAAAGAGGUUGUAUAUAAAAAUAAUGAUGUAAGGCUGGAAUUAUCUCGACUUGCCAAGCAAGGAGACCCUAAGAUGAAGAUCCAUGGAGUGGUGGCAUUUAAAUGUGAGAAUGUUGCAACUUUGGACCCCAUCACCUUUGAAACCCCAGAGUCUUUCAUCUCUUUGCCUAAAUGGAAUGCAAAGAAAACAGGCUCCAUAUCAUUUGAUUUCCGCACAACAGAGCCAAAUGGCCUCAUUUUAUUUAGCCAUGGCAAGCCAAGACACCAAAAAGAUGCCAAGCACCCUCAGAUGAUAAAGGUUGACUUCUUUGCUAUUGAGAUGCUAGAUGGCCAUCUCUACCUCCUCCUGGACAUGGGGUCAGGUACAAUAAAAAUCAAAGCCCUACAGAAGAAGGUGAAUGAUGGAGAAUGGUAUCAUGUGGACUUCCAGAGAGAUGGACGGUCAGGUACCAUUUCUGUCAACACCCUGCGCACACCCUACACGGCGCCUGGCGAGAGCGAGAUUCUGGACCUGGAUGAUGAGCUGUACCUGGGGGGCUUGCCGGAGAACAAGGCUGGCCUCAUUUUCCCCACCGAGGUGUGGACUGCCCUGCUUAACUACGGCUACGUGGGCUGCAUUAGAGAUUUGUUCAUCGAUGGCCAGAGCAAAGAUAUCCGGCAAAUGGCUGAAAUUCAAAGUACUGCUGGAGUGAAGCCCUCCUGCUCAAGGGAAACAGCAAAACCGUGCCUUAGCAACCCUUGCAAAAACAAUGGCAUGUGCAGGGAUGGGUGGAACAGAUAUGUCUGUGAUUGUUCCGGAACAGGCUACCUUGGCAGGUCCUGUGAGAGAGAGGCAACGGUUCUGAGCUAUGAUGGGAGUAUGUUUAUGAAAAUCCAGCUCCCAGUGGUGAUGCACACAGAGGCCGAGGACGUGUCCUUACGAUUCCGAUCCCAGCGUGCGUAUGGCAUCCUCAUGGCAACCACCUCUAGAGACUCGGCAGACACCCUCCGCCUGGAGCUGGAUGCAGGGCGUGUGAAACUGACGGUCAAUCUAGAUUGUAUCAGGAUUAACUGUAAUUCCAGCAAAGGUCCCGAGACCCUUUUUGCCGGCUAUAACCUCAAUGAUAACGAAUGGCACACAGUGCGUGUGGUCCGUCGAGGAAAAAGUUUAAAGUUAACCGUGGAUGACCAACAGGCCAUGACAGGGCAAAUGGCAGGUGAUCACACAAGGCUGGAGUUUCAUAACAUAGAGACUGGCAUCAUCACGGAACGCCGGUAUCUGUCUUCUGUCCCCUCCAAUUUCAUUGGACACCUGCAGAGCCUGACAUUUAAUGGAAUGGCAUACAUUGACUUGUGUAAAAAUGGUGACAUAGAUUACUGUGAGCUCAAUGCCAGAUUUGGCUUCAGGAACAUCAUAGCAGACCCUGUCACCUUCAAGACCAAAUCGAGCUAUGUUGCCUUAGCUACAUUGCAAGCCUACACUUCUAUGCAUCUUUUUUUCCAGUUCAAGACAACAUCCCUAGAUGGACUAAUUCUAUAUAAUAGUGGGGAUGGAAAUGACUUUAUUGUGGUUGAAUUAGUUAAAGGGUACUUACAUUAUGUGUUUGAUUUGGGAAAUGGUGCUAACCUCAUCAAAGGGAGCUCAAAUAAGCCUCUCAACGACAAUCAGUGGCACAACGUGAUGAUAUCAAGGGACACCAGCAAUCUCCACACUGUCAAGAUCGACACGAAAAUCACAACACAAAUCACCGCGGGAGCCAGGAACUUGGACCUCAAAAGUGACUUGUAUAUAGGAGGAGUGGCUAAAGAAACAUACAAAUCUUUGCCGAAACUUGUCCAUGCCAAGGAGGGCUUUCAAGGCUGCUUGGCAUCAGUUGAUUUAAAUGGACGACUUCCAGACCUCAUCUCAGAUGCUCUUUUCUGCAAUGGACAGAUUGAGAGAGGAUGUGAAGGACCCAGCACAACCUGCCAAGAGGACUCCUGUUCUAAUCAAGGCGUGUGCUUACAGCAAUGGGAUGGCUUCAGCUGUGACUGUAGCAUGACUUCCUUCAGUGGGCCACUCUGCAAUGACCCUGGGACGACAUAUAUCUUUAGCAAAGGUGGUGGACAAAUCACGUAUAAGUGGCCUCCUAAUGACCGGCCAAGUACACGAGCAGACAGACUGGCCAUAGGGUUUAGCACUGUGCAAAAAGAAGCUGUGUUGGUGCGAGUGGACAGUUCUUCUGGCCUGGGUGACUACCUAGAGCUGCAUAUACACCAAGGAAAAAUUGGAGUUAAAUUUAAUGUUGGAACAGAUGACAUCGCCAUUGAGGAGUCCAAUGCAAUCAUUAACGAUGGGAAAUACCAUGUAGUCCGUUUUACGAGGAGUGGUGGCAAUGCCACGUUACAGGUGGACAGCUGGCCAGUGAUCGAGCGGUACCCUGCAGGAAACAAUGAUAACGAGCGCCUGGCGAUUGCUAGACAGCGAAUUCCAUAUCGACUUGGUCGAGUAGUUGAUGAAUGGCUACUCGACAAAGGGCGUCAGCUCACAAUCUUCAAUAGCCAAGCAACCAUAAUAAUUGGCGGGAAAGAGCAGGGCCAGCCCUUCCAGGGCCAGCUCUCUGGGCUUUACUACAAUGGCUUGAAAGUUCUGAAUAUGGCAGCCGAAAAUGAUGCCAACAUCGCCAUAGUGGGAAAUGUGAGACUUGUUGGUGAAGUGCCUUCCUCAAUGACAACUGAGUCAACAGCCACUGCCAUGCAGUCAGAGAUGUCCACAUCAAUUAUGGAGACCACCACAACCCUAGCUACUAGCACGGCCAGAAGAGGGAAGCCCCCUACGAAAGAACCCAUUAGCCAGACCACAGAUGACAUCCUUGUGGCCUCAGCAGAAUGUCCCAGCGAUGACGAGGACAUUGACCCCUGUGAGCCGAGCUCAGGUGGGUUAGCUAACCCAACCCGAGCAGGCGGGAGAGAGCCCUACCCAGGCUCAGCGGAAGUGAUUCGGGAGUCCAGCAGCACCACGGGCAUGGUGGUGGGGAUAGUCGCGGCUGCUGCCCUGUGCAUCCUCAUCCUCCUCUACGCCAUGUACAAGUACAGAAACCGGGAUGAAGGCUCAUACCAUGUGGACGAGAGUCGAAACUACAUCAGUAACUCAGCACAGUCCAAUGGGGCUGUCGUAAAGGAGAAACAACCCAGCAGUGCGAAAAGCGCCAACAAAAAUAAGAAAAACAAGGAUAAAGAGUAUUACGUCUGAUCCCAGGAUCUCAAAAAGACCCUUGUAUAGAGAUAGUCUUCAUUUUAUCUGAGACAUAAUAUAAACUUAUUUCCUUUCCUUUUUACGAAGCACAUACAAAAGAAGACAGGGAAUGCAAUCAGGAAGGAAAGACUGUUUUUAAAAAAUAAAAACAAGUAUCUCAUGCUCUUGUUUCUCCAAAAAAAGAAAGAAAAAAACAAAACAGGGGCCAAUAAAUUCCCUAACAUCCACAGUGUUUUCAUUUACUCUGCCUGUCUUUAUGUUGCUGGAACACUCCUAAAAGACAGUGAUGACCGCACGCAUUCAUAAAGCAAAGGAGUAUUACAUCAUCAAGGCACAACACUAAAACAACACAACACACACCACAAAAAAAAAAAAAAAAAAAAAAAAAAAAAAAAAGAAGCUACCUAUGAUCCUGGAUUUAGCCAAAGUGCUAGCGCUUUCCUGAGAAGUCAGUUAGUCCGAUUGCCAGAGAAGACUGUGUCAUUUUGAAUGACCCAACCUGCAAACCUUUGGGUUUGCCACCUGGUGCAACUGGAGCGGUGGUUGGAACUUGCAUUUGAAAACAAAGUGCUGGCUUUUUUGAAGACUUGUGUAGGAACACAUUCAAAAAGCCCCUUUCUGGUUGUGAGGAAAAAAAAAAAGUAUGGAAGCCUUAUUUUCAACAAUGUGAAAUAUAAGGCACAUUUUCACACUAAAAUCUCAAAACAAACAAACAGAAAAAACCAAGAGGGCAUAGAUGCAAUCAUUGGGAAAUUUUCAUGCACGCUUAAUAUGUUAUUACAUAUGUUUAUAUAAAAUCCAUCUCUGUGUGCUUUCUGGACUGUGAUAAGUGACGUUUUAUAGCCUGUUGUAUAGAAAAUGCAAAAUAUAUCUCUGCUCUUCAGCCAUUUUUGGUAAAUUCAAUGUUUUAAGUGUUGCUAAGUAUAGGGAGUUUUAUGACAUCAGAGCAACAAUUAUUUCAGGGUUGUUUUGUUUUAUUGCCACCAUUAUAAAUUGCCACAA
This is a messenger RNA of Odobenus rosmarus divergens (Pacific walrus), 5550 nucleotides long. RefSeq names its product neurexin 1 (gene NRXN1). Bases 1 to 4545 code for a protein of 1514 amino acids. Lineage: Eukaryota; Metazoa; Chordata; Mammalia; Carnivora; Odobenidae. The record is from RefSeq and is a predicted model, not a curated record. The transcript is spliced from 22 exons.